Microthlaspi erraticum is the source of this 369-nucleotide messenger RNA. NCBI's taxonomy places the organism in Eukaryota, Viridiplantae, Streptophyta, Magnoliopsida, Brassicales, Brassicaceae. The record is from the annotation of a GenBank genome assembly.
AUGUACACGAACCGGAUGAAAGCAGAGAAUGUCUUCAGAGCGAUCUUGGUUGUUCAACAGAACUUGACUCCUUUUGCUCGAACUUGCAUUAGUGAGAUCUCUUCAAAGUUUCACUUGGAAGUUUUCCAGGAGGCGGAAAUGCUUGUGAACAUUAAAGAACAUGUUCUUGUUCCUGAGCAUCAAGUUCUUACCACUGAAGAGAAGAAAACUUUGCUUGAGAGAUACACAGUGAAGGAGACUCAGCUUCCAAGAAUCCAAGUGACUGAUCCAAUCGCAAGAUACUUUGGGCUAAAACGUGGGCAAGUCGUGAAGAUCAUCCGUCCGAGUGAAACAGCUGGUCGUUAUGUGACUUAUCGAUAUGUUGUAUAA